UUCAGCUUGCCGCACUCUGUGCAUUUUUACUAGUACACUGGAAACAAGGUGGCUCGUUACGAGUAGUUACCCAAAACGGUGCCGUUCGACGGCCAAAUAUAAUAAAUCCGACCCGCAUGCUUUCGCUUUGCUUUUCUCGCGAGGACAAGCUUCGCAGCGGCUAUGCUACGAACGAGCCCCUAUUCCCGCGGGUCUUUCGGUUUGUCCGCACGUACUGCUUCCAGCCCGACGACAGCCCGCUAGUUGUGCUGUACUACUCCGCCUUCACAACCCUCGCGACAGUGCCCACCCUGCUGUUCAGCAAUUUGCACAUGGACGCGUUUCUGAACGUGCACGGGUUGAGCACGGGAGACGUGGCACGGGUCCACGUUUUCUAUUCGGUCUGGAACACAUUGAAUGACGUUUUCGCGGGGGUUUUUUCUGAUUUCAUCAUGGCCAAGUUUAAGUUGCGGCGCAUAGCGUAUUUAAAAUUACUGUCCAUCGUGUGGGUCAUCGCCAGCGCUUUGCCCUUUCUGUUGGUGUCCGACAGCGGGCUGGCGACGUUAUCAAAUGCAAAUAUGUCUGGGUCUGGGAGAUUGCGAGAUUUGUCAUGCUAGUCUGGCAUGACUCUGAGCUCUGUAUUGCGUGGCCGCGAAGAGCCCCUCUUGCUGGUCAUGCAAAAACGCACCUUCUCAUGCGAAGUACGCAACUCAGAAGCACCGAAAAACUUGUCAUGCUUGGCAGCGCAUUACGGUGUGGUCACUGCUCCCUUUCUUGCAUCACAGGUUUCCAGACCCAAAAAUUCUUGCAAUGCAUACACGUCGGUGUUCGGGUAUUUCGUCGCCCACGAUGUGGUAGAUGUGGAAGUGCAAGAAGAGGGGGCGAUCUUGGCGAAGCUGGUCCGGGGCGAGCGUGCGGAGUACGCACCGUGGCGGGCGAGGCAUCAUGGGAGCAGUGCUGGUAGUACUACUGAAGAAGCUACAGGGAGUUCCGGUGCUAGCUCGACUGGCGCGACAUCAGGUACUAGUCCAUCUACUCGCGAAGGGGCACCACCAGCAAGGCGGCUGCAAGAAGCUGCUGCACCGGAGAGGAUCUCCAACGAGGCUGCAACACCAGCAACGACUGCCGCCGCAACCACUGCACAACCGCUUCCGUCCCUCGGGAGCAUGGCGGGCGGGGAAACGAUGCUGGCGACUUCCUCUGGUGCAGCUACAGAAACUCUGUGGUCGGCCGUUCUGCUGUACUUGGUAACGCUCUUUAUCUACGAUGGGUGCGCCUCCUUCGCCAUUAUUGCGCGCAACAUUGUGAGCAAUGAGAUUGCGCAGUCCGAGCCGGAACGCUUGAGUUUGCAGCGAUGGAACAGCAUCUUCGGUGUCACGGAAUUCGUGUUUGUCAGCGUCGGCGUGUUGCUGUACCAGCACGGGAAUACAACAACUUCUAGAGCUAGUACAACAACUACUGGCGCAACCACUUCUGUCCCCGGCACUACAUCCUCCUCGCAGACGGAGCACGUCAUCUCGCGCAUCUCCAGUUCCUUUCAACUCUACUUUAUCAUGCUCGUCGGGUUCUGCGUGUGGCUCACCGCGUUUGUCGCCAACAGACUAGAGCAGCACGCCCGGGAGUCGCGGAGUCAGCCCGGAAGCCCCAGCUAUCAAAUGCAAAAGUGUCUGGGUCUGGAAAAGUGUAGACUUGUCAUGCAGAUUUUCCAUGACCCAUGAGAUCUGGAAUGCGGGCCUUAGCAUGACAGACUCUGCGAGGUCUCUGCCAUGCCUAUCCUGCAUGAGAAACUCCCUUCCAACUGGGUCAAAAGUGUACAGCUUUUGGCACUCAUGCAACACAGAUUUUUGCAUGCAGCUUCAGACUUACCAUGACAAGUUGCAAUCUUCCAGACUCAGACACUUUUGCAAUUCAUACCAGCCGGCUGCACACCAAAGAGGUCGAGCUGCCGCUGCGGAGAGCCUCGGAGUUGGUUCGCACGGGUGAACUGGAGGACGAGCAAGAGCUCGAAACCUUUCUCGACCCGUCGCCAACGACGUCCAACGGAAGAUUUUCGGCGCUCCGGUAUUCUGAGUAAAAACGUCCCCACCCCAGAGCUGUCAUGCAAAUCUGCAUGCCAAAAAAGUUUCUCAUGUGGAGCCCCAUGACAGCCAUUUUUUAGUCGGGUUUUGGAAUUUGUGAUGCUAGAAUCAGCAUGAUAUGCUAGAUCUGUGAUGCUUCGGAACUAGCUAAACAGGAAUACACUACGAGGACAAACUUGUCAUGCGAAACAACCGAGGUGGGCUGAUUUGUCUAGCAGAUUUCCCAUCCCGACUCUGGUGUGGGGACAUUUUUUCUCAGGAUAUCCGGAUCAAUACGGCAGUGGAGAAGGAGCUCGGACUCGAGCCGGAGAUGGUCGGGAGGACGCAGGCGAACAACGGCAGAAUAAUUGGAAACAUAGCAAGCAUAGACCGGGCAUCAAGGGCAUCCGCAUCAGCAGCAGAGAAAAAUCUUCAUGCAGACGAAAAAUAUAGUACUUCUACCCACGACGGGGUUCCUGUGGAUGUUCUGGAGGAACAGUCCCUUCCAUUAGCGGCCCUGUCACAACGAGGACCUCCAGAAACCACAAAUGCGCAAGAAAACAGCGCGAAUCUGCCGUCCGCUGGCGAGUUCGUUCAAUCUCUGAGCUUAAACUUCUGGCUUUUCGUCGCAGUCUACGCACUAGUGGAGAUGCAGAGCGUGUUUUCUUCGCAGUUCCUCCUGAUGGGGCUGCACCGGCUCUACCCGCAUUCGAAAGUGCAGAUUCUCGCGGCCUACGGUCUGAUCGGCGGCGCGGCUGGGGGGCUGCGCUUCGUUUUCACCUGGGUCGCUGCGAAAGUCGGCGUGUAUAGGAUCGUAUUACAAACGUUCUACCUGAAGCUCGGCGUGUUCCUACUCUUCAGAUUUGCGUUAUGGGAAGAGGGAUCGUCUCUUCUUGCGUUUGACGGCGCCAUAAUUUCUCCUCCGGGUGGAGCUGGAACUAGCACAACAACAAAACCGGUCUACCAUCUGUGGACAAUACUGGUUCUGAUCGUGGUGCAUGAAGCGUGCGUACUGCUGCAACUUGGGUAUAGCAACAUCCUCUUGAACAAUCUAAUCGACGAGUACGCCGUGGAUAAACACACGCAACUGCCGCCGGCCGGCUACUUCUUCUCCGCCCUUGCCGCGUGUGUCAAACCGCUGAACUCCGUCGGACCGAUACUCGGGGCCUAUUGGAUGGAAAGUUUAAACCAUCCAAAAAGCAGCACUAGUUCUUCUCCUGAUACUGGAAGAACCUCCGGGGAGCGGCAGGAGGAUGCAGCGACACAAAACAUUUUGUACAUCCAGUUAGCGAUAGCAGUAGUGCAAACAGUGCUAUGGUCGCGAUUCACGCUGCACGGAUCGAAACUGCGCAUGGUCCAGGAGCACGUGAAGUGGGGUUUGACAACGAUGGUGUAGUAGGCAGAAAAGAAAAAGAUAUGCUGGGACGGUUCAUAUCAAAAGCGACUUCACUGUUAGAUGGCACAGCCCCCGAGAAUUCAGAUUUCGUUGAAAAUGAACAUCCAUUUUGCACGCCUGUGUCUCGUACGCAUAGAUAGAGAUAAU
This is a messenger RNA of Amoebophrya sp. A120, 3579 nucleotides long. The record is from the annotation of a GenBank genome assembly. NCBI's taxonomy places the organism in Eukaryota, Dinophyceae, Syndiniales, Amoebophryaceae.